AUGACCCAAAGAAACAGAAACAGUAGACGUAAGAGCGAUCCAGCUCUGCCGUUUCGCCCCACUCAAGAGAAAGUGACGGUGGCGGCGGAGUUACCAUGGGGUCUCCCUAAAAUUGUACCCAUUGUGGCGUUGGACUACUCUCUCCCAAUUGGCUCUUUUGCAGGACAAUCUGUCCUCCUGGACUUGUUCAGUCUUUUUGAGAGGAAAUUGCAGAGUGUAGCUGAAGAGCCUGUGGAGAAAUUACUGAACAAAUCAUUGCAACGCGGUGGUGAUCCCUACUUUGAUAAUAUAUGUCGUACACUACAUGGAAUAAGUGAACUCUGCUUGCCAUCAGUUGUUAACGCUCUUAUUGGAUGGCAUCAGCGAAUG
This is a messenger RNA of Strongylus vulgaris, 369 nucleotides long. The record is from the annotation of a GenBank genome assembly. NCBI's taxonomy places the organism in Eukaryota, Metazoa, Nematoda, Chromadorea, Rhabditida, Strongylidae.